Molecule: messenger RNA, 1847 nt
Organism: Pantherophis guttatus
Lineage: Eukaryota; Metazoa; Chordata; Lepidosauria; Squamata; Colubridae
Gene: SUPT4H1
Product: SPT4 homolog, DSIF elongation factor subunit
Biological process (GO): transcription elongation-coupled chromatin remodeling; regulation of DNA-templated transcription; transcription elongation by RNA polymerase II
Cellular component (GO): nucleus; DSIF complex
Molecular function (GO): zinc ion binding; RNA polymerase II complex binding
Source: RefSeq, a predicted model, not a curated record
GGACUCCCAGAGCGGCACAGAGUAUUAUAAGACAGGAAAGCCUGUCGGCGAGGGAAGUGACGUGUGUUUGGCUGUCGGCUUUCUUCCCUUAGGUGUAUGCUGCCGGUUGGUGGUGGUCAUGGCGUUGGAAACGGUGCCUAAGGAUCUGCGGCACUUGAGGGCUUGCUUGCUGUGCUCGUUGGUCAAGACUAUUGACCAGUUUGAGUUUGAUGGUUGUGACAACUGUGACUCCUAUCUCCAAAUGAAGGGGAACCGUGAGAUGGUUUAUGACUGUACCAGUUCUUCUUUUGAUGGCAUUAUUGCAAUGAUGAGUCCUGAGGACAGUUGGGUCUCCAAAUGGCAACGGAUCAGUAAUUUCAAGCCAGGUGUCUAUGCUGUGUCAGUGACUGGCCGUCUGCCCCAAGGCAUUGUACGGGAGUUGAAGAGCCGUGGAGUGGUCUACAAAUCUCGGGAUACAGCCAUAAAGACCUAAGAAUACCUUGUUUCUCAAAUAUGUCUUUCCAGCUUCCUUUUUUUGUAAAUGCUGCCAUAUGGACUAUUCUAAAGAUAUGGAGGAUGAUCUCUACAUGGAUCGGGUUUUUAUUAAGGACUUUUAAUGGGCUGCCUACUAGUGGUUCCAUUUUUCUGGCUUUGAGGUCGAUAUGAAGGGGGGGUUUCUUGAAAGACUUAAGGACAGAGGUACCAGUAAUUCCCAAGUGUUUCUGAUUUCUCUUAGCUGUUUUUAAUAAAUUUGGUCAUAGCAUCAGAAAUCUGCGCUCUGGCUUUUGCUGUUACAAUUUUUUGUCUUCCUGUAAUAGAUGAGGUUUUUCUAGCCUGCCUGGUCUCAAUUUGUAGGAUUUUCUCUGAGAGGAGUAUUACAUAUUCCAUGAAAGACAGAAAUAAGAUUUUCUCUAUCUUUCAUGAAAUAUGUAAUAUUAUUUUGGAUUCAAGACUUCCAUGUUAGUUAAAUCUUUAAACAAUCUUUUCCUCACUUGGCCGUAUUUUUGCAUAAGGGAGCUUUUUGCACAAGGACAUUUCUGAAUCAACUCAUUUUUUUUAAUAUGCACUGAACUGUAAAUUAAUCAAAUGGCUUGGGUUCAGUCAACAUACUAAGACAUUAAAAGAUUGGUCUAUCCAUACCCUGUAAGAGCAACUAAGAGUGUAAUAGACCUGUGUAAACACAGCAAAAAUUGGUCAGAUUCAGGAUCAGCCCCCAAUUCACUGGGAUCUUGGCAUACCAAACCUCUUUCCCCUUCAAUUAUUGCUGGGACAAUUAUGUCAGGAGAGCUGCUGAUGGGGAUCAUCUGUCCAUAUGAUGAUCCUGGUUAGGGUUAUAUGUGCAUCUUUCCCUACUCCUAGCAUCCCACUGUGUAUCAUCAAUUUUCGGUUGCUCUGAGCAGCACAGGACACCAGUAGUUUCAGCAGGGGACCAGCAGAGAUCAAAUUGCAGGUUGUCUGCUGCCAUUUGUGUGGCAUGAAUGAUGAUCAUUUGCAGGGGACGUCAUGGGGACAGGAGGAGGAAGAAGUAUUAGGUAUGUUCACCACCUUGUAUUACUUAUAAAACCUAGUAAAUAAAUUGAUGGAUAAUACAAGAAGGUAAUAUUUUCCAUGAUGGGCCACUGCACUAGGGGUGAGGGUUAUGGGUUACAGGUUGCUUGCCUAUGUCUUAAAACAUGGGUGUAAAAUGGUCGUGUUGGUGCUACACACAGUCUCUGAAAGCUGUAAGUAUGACUCCAGAGUCCUACGUUGCUAUUGAACUGUCAUGUUUGGUGUGAAAGAAGGAAAGAAGUAAAUACAUUGGGAACAAUAAUAUUAAUGGCAAUGUAAUUUGCAUUACAUGAAAUUAAAAAUAUUUUUUUUGCCCUUCA